This is a messenger RNA of Iphiclides podalirius (scarce swallowtail), 234 nucleotides long. The record is from the annotation of a GenBank genome assembly. NCBI's taxonomy places the organism in Eukaryota, Metazoa, Arthropoda, Insecta, Lepidoptera, Papilionidae.
AUGGCCCCGAUACGGCGUUCGUGGCUCGUUGAGACGGUGUCGUACAACGGGACAGAUGUCCCGGAGUCACAACGAUCCGGGAAGUUCAUUCCGAGCAGUCCUCGAGGAUCCGGAGAGAAAAUGACACUUAUUUUUGCCGCGCGAACACCGUUCGGCGCGGCCGUAAACACGGAAAGCGGCGAUGAUUUAGCGGGCGUCACUUAUAAAUUUCUAUGUCGCACGCCCGUGGACAGA